Messenger RNA from Scophthalmus maximus (turbot), 1944 nucleotides. It is a transcript of the gene vps36, whose product is annotated as vacuolar protein sorting 36 homolog. Bases 257 to 1405 code for a protein of 382 amino acids. Lineage: Eukaryota; Metazoa; Chordata; Actinopteri; Pleuronectiformes; Scophthalmidae. The record is from RefSeq and is a predicted model, not a curated record. Gene Ontology annotation, molecular function: phosphatidylinositol-3-phosphate binding; ubiquitin binding. Gene Ontology annotation, cellular component: late endosome membrane; ESCRT II complex. The transcript is spliced from 15 exons. Gene Ontology annotation, biological process: protein transport to vacuole involved in ubiquitin-dependent protein catabolic process via the multivesicular body sorting pathway.
AGUAGCUAGCUUCCUCUGACAGCUGGCGCUAGUAACGUCAACAGCGAGAAGGACCCCGCCGAGGCAGCUCGUGAGAAGAAACACACCGCGAAGCAAUUCAUUUAAAUUAACAACAUUUCGUUUGCUUUGGGUAUUAUUAUAGUGUUUCUCUGCAGGCGGCGUCAGGCCAAGUUUGGACGCUACACAAGGAGUAAACAUGGAACGAGUCUCGGCGGCGCAGUGAAAUAAGAAUUCAAUCGUUCUCAUAAUAGCUGAGAUGGACCGAUUUUCGUGGUCUAAUGGACUCUUGGAAAUAAACGAAACGUUGGUGAUCCAGCAACGAGGUGUGAGGCUCUAUGACGGCGACGACAAGGCCAAGCUGGAUGUUGGAGUCGCCCUGUUGAGCACCCAUCGGUUGAUCUGGAGGGACGUUAAAAAUCAUGAAUGCUGCAUAGCCAUGCCCCUGUCACAGAUCAUCUUCUUUGAGGAGCAGGCUGCAGGAAUAGGAAAGAGUGCAAAAAUAGUUAUUCACCUGUAUCCAGUACCUGCCAACAAGGAGCCAGGUCCCUACCAACACAGCAAGUACCCCUACAUCAAGCUGUCCUUCAAAGAACAUGGGCAGAUUGAGUUUUACAGGAGGCUAACAGAAGAGAUGACUCAGAAGAGAUGGGAGAGCACAUCACUCUCACAACCCAUCCCCACAGGAACCAGCCCUCAGACAGGAAAGACACAUGCGGUGGGGAUUAUUGGCAUCGAGAGGAAGAUAGAGCAGAAGAGGAAAGAAACAGACAAAAACAUUUCAGAGGCCUUUGAGGACCUCAGCAAGCUGAUGGUGAAGGCCAAAGAGAUGGUGGAGCUGUCCAGGUCUAUAGCCAACAAGAUCAAAGACAAGCAGGGAGACAUAACAGAAGAUGAGACAAUCCGGUUCAAGUCCUACCUACUGAGCAUGGGUAUCGCUGACCCUGUUACCAGGGAAACACAUGGAUCAGGCACACAUUACCACCUGCAGCUGGCUAAGCAACUGGGAGACAUGCUACAGGCCCCUCUCGAAGAGCGCGGGGGAAUGAUGGCUCUCACUGAGGUGUACUGUCUCGUCAACCGUGCCAGAGGGAUGGAGCUUUUAUCUCCAGAAGAUUUGGUAAACGCCUGCAAGAUGUUUGAGUCGUUGAAGCUCCCACUGAGGCUGCGUGUGUUUGACAGUGGUGUGAUGGUGGUCCAGCUGCAGUCUCACAGCGAAGAGGAGAUGAUAGCCUCUGCACUGGACAACGUGUCAGACAAAGGUUCACUAACGGCAGAGGAGUUUGCAAAGCUCUUGGGACUCUCUGUUCUUCUGUCUAAAGAGCGGUUGCUGCUGGCUGAGAAGAUGGGCCACCUGUGUAGAGAUGACUCUGUGGAGGGGUUGAGAUUCUACCCAAACCUCUUUUGACCAGUUUAAGAACAUUAUUGUUAAGAUAAAGAAAAAACUUUAUCUUAAACUGGGCUGCACUGUCUCGCCUGACUGAUCCAUCAAAACAAUCUUCUGACCUCUGCAUGUUUAUACUGGUGUAAAGCUUUAGAGCACCUGCUGUUCUUUGUGCUAUCCAGUCUAGUUAUGACUAUUGAACAGUCGGUAUCCUGGUAGUGAUACACCUAAAUCCAUUGUAGGUUCCACCAGCUUUUUUCUAUUUAGCUCUAAAUGCAAAGCUCUUAUCUUUUACAUGUAUCUGCAAUACUGUAUAUGCAGCAAAAUUUCCCCCAGAUAUUAAUAAACAGGUUUGAGAAAUUUACUUAUGAGGAUAUACAUAUACACUUUAAGUUUGACUUUCACUAAUAACAUUAUCAUGUGUCACACAGCUUAUACAUUUUUACAAGUUGUGUUUCUGUUAUUAAAAAGCCAGUCACUUAACAAAUUUUCCAUUUUUUUAAAUAAAUGAUUAAGGAACAAAGUUUCCCCUGUUGUAUUAACUUCAGAGGAAGGGAAAAACA